Messenger RNA from Bactrocera oleae (olive fruit fly), 856 nucleotides. It is a transcript of the gene E(spl)m4-BFM, whose product is annotated as Enhancer of split m4, Bearded family member. Lineage: Eukaryota; Metazoa; Arthropoda; Insecta; Diptera; Tephritidae. Gene Ontology annotation, biological process: sensory organ development; Notch signaling pathway. The record is from RefSeq and is a predicted model, not a curated record.
UUCAAGCGAUAGUAUUCGUACAGUGCAGAGCAACAGCAGCAAGUAAUAUACAGCUCUACUUUAGAAGGAAUUCUUUGAGAAUAUUUUCUACUUCGUACAAUAACCGUAAAACAAAACGACAAGAUAAAAUGUACACCGCCGAAUAUGAGAACAACGUCAACAUGACCGCAGAGAAGCAACACAAGAAGGGCAGCUAUAGCAUUAAGCGUUUGCUUAGGCAACUCUUCAAAACACAACAACAAAAGCAAAAGCAACAACAAGAAUUGUUGGACAAUUUCGCCAAUAUCAAGAAAGCCAACUCAUUGGAAUCACUUGAAUCGCUGGAGAAUUCACGCAAUGCCGAUCUGGAGUCCGUAGCUGAGUGCAUUUCACUCGAAUCCUGUGAGAAUGAUGCCAAUGAACGUUUGGCCGCCUCUUGCGAUUUGGAAGAUUACGAAUUUGCCGAUAUCACUACAGUGCCCGUACAUUUCUUUCGCACUGCUCACGGCACAUUUUUCUGGACCGCCAAUACUGAUUUGCCAGCCGAUAAUGAUCUUAUCGAACCAUUGUACUGCUGCACCAGCAAUCAGAUCGCCACCACACAAAUGCAAGAUCGUUGGGCACAAGCCUAAGCGCAUGUGGGUGAUGAGUUGAGAGAGCGAGCAAGUGUGGUACAGCGCACAUUGAGGUCUUCCAGGUCCACUACACACACACAGUGGACCAUGCUGAGAAACGCAAAGCUUUAAUUGUUUGUGAUAUUUUUGAAAGUACUUACAUAUACACAUAUAUAAUGAAGAGGGUUAAGAAAUUAUUGUUUACAAAUAUUUAUACAAAAAAAAAAUAAUUAUACAAUAUAACAAUGGAAACAAAAACUAAA